AUGCCUCGACUCGAGUCCAGCGGGGACAUGCCCCUCGAAGAGACGUCACCUUCUCUCUGGUCUCGCUUCCGCGGCCGGCUCAAAGGAGCCUUCAGCGGUGCAGACCCCCGAGUCUGUAUCGCUUUCUGGCUGUUUGGUUUGUCAAAGACGCAAAUGAAACUCAUAUAUCACGUCACUAACCCAAUCUUCCGAGCAGGCCUUAUCAAUAAUGUCCUCUACGUGAUCCUUCUCUCCGCAGCUCUAGAUUUGGUCGGUCCAGAUGUUCCCAAAGGUGUCGUUCUCCUGGCAGACAUUAUCCCGGCAUUCGCGACCAAACUGAUCGCGCCAUACAUCAUCCACCUGGUCCCUUACUCCCUCCGAGUCAUUGUUUUCGUAUUGCUGUCGGUCCUCGGCAUGCUGGUCGUUGCGAUGAGCCCAAGUUAUACGAAAGGCGGUGCCAUUGCGUCCAAGAUUGCCGGUAUAGUCUUGGCCAGUCUCUCUGCUGGUGGUGGUGAGCUGAGCUUUAUGGGUCUUACUCAUUACUAUGGCCACUUCAGCUUGGCUGCUUGGGGUAGUGGCACUGGUGCUGCGGGCUUGGUCGGUGCUGGUGCUUAUGCAUUGGCUACAAACACACUAGGGAUCUCAGUUCAUGCUACGCUAUUUGCGUCUGCUUUCUUGCCGGCUGUCAUGAUUGUGAGCUUCUUUUUCAUCCUACCCCGAGAACCUCUGCGUGCGGCAUCUCCGGAUGACUAUCUUUCCGUGGAAAGAGGUGAGCACCCGGGUACCGAUGAUGGGGAUGAAGAGGUUCAAGACACUGGGCGUGAAGAGUCGGAAGGACUCCUUAGUGUAUCUGCUCAUUCAGAUACGCUGAAAUCCGUUCAAGUCGACUCUCAGGCGAUCGGGUGGGACCAUAUGCAGACGAACCUAAGGCGGCUAGGAAAACUAUUUUUCCCUUUCAUGCUUCCUCUACUCCUAGUGUUCAUUGCCGAGUAUGUGAUCAAUCAAGGUGUUGCCCCAACACUCCUCUUCCCUAUAUCUGCAAGCCCUUUCAAGGACUUCCGAUCCUUCUACCCGGCCUACAAUGCCAUCUACCAGGCCGGCGUCUUUAUCUCACGCUCUUCAACUCCAUUUUUCCGUGUGCACUGGCUCUACGUCCCCUCUAUCCUACAGGUACUAAACUUGGUCCUGCUGAGCCUGCAUUCCAUGUUUAACUUUAUUCCUAAUGUCUACCUCGUCUUUCUUGUGAUCUUCUGGGAGGGCUUGCUUGGUGGCCUUGUAUACGUCAACACUUUUGCUGAGAUCAGUGAUCGCGUCCCGGAAGAAGAGCGGGAGUUCUCACUCGGUGCGACGACUGUUAGUGACUCGGCUGGCAUUUGCAUUGCUGGAUUCCUCAGUAUGUCGUUGGAGAUUGCUUUGUGCAGGUUUCAGAUGUCCCAUGGUAGGGAAUACUGUCGAAUGGUAUAG
Molecule: messenger RNA, 1443 nt
Organism: Penicillium odoratum
Lineage: Eukaryota; Fungi; Ascomycota; Eurotiomycetes; Eurotiales; Aspergillaceae
Product: battenin family protein
Exons: 2
Coding region: 1-1443 (480 amino acids)
Biological process (GO): regulation of intracellular pH
Cellular component (GO): vacuole; membrane
Source: RefSeq, a predicted model, not a curated record